AUGUCGUCUUCGAAUGUCGACAGGCAGAUGCUCAAGCAAUGCCGGGAACUGAUUUUACAAAACCAGUGGGAACCGGCAUUAUCCAAAGCGAAUGCUAUUCUUGAGUUUCAUCAUGAGAAUUAUCAUGCACUCGUGUUUAAAGGACUUGCUCUAUUGCACUUGGGACAAUACGCGGAGUCUGAGGCGGCGUAUUCCAAGGCUACACGCAUCGAUCCUAUCCAGAUGCUCGCUUGGCAGGGACUCGAAAAGGCAUAUGAAUCACAGAAGAACUGGUUGAAGCUUAUGCAGAUGCUGGAAGAAGUCGCGGACUUGGCUCGAAGAGAGUACGUAAGAGCCGAGAUCGUCUGA
Messenger RNA from Malassezia globosa CBS 7966, 348 nucleotides. RefSeq lists its product as uncharacterized. The transcript is spliced from 3 exons. Lineage: Eukaryota; Fungi; Basidiomycota; Malasseziomycetes; Malasseziales; Malasseziaceae. The record is from RefSeq and is a predicted model, not a curated record. The coding region runs from base 1 to 348 and encodes 115 amino acids. Gene Ontology annotation, cellular component: Ski complex. Gene Ontology annotation, molecular function: protein binding.